AUGUUCAAAAGGAAAUCGAUAUAUUUUUCUAUAAUAAACCGACCCAAUUUUGCUCUAGACUUAUCUAAAAAUUCCAGAGAAUGCCUCACAAGCGAUUUUACCAAAUGCUUUAACGUUAAUACACGUAUUGUUCCAAGACGAUUAUAUCAAAUUCAACCGAAACAAACAACUAAUGCAACUUCAACUAUCAUAAGUUCUAUCAAGGCAAACGAAGAACGCGUAUCUUCAUUCUCACUUAAAGAAUCCGUUAAAAAUUUUAAUGAACGUUUAAAAAGGGGAGAAGUGGUAAUUUAUAAAUCUCCACAAGAGGCGAACAAAUUCUUUUGGUGGUGGCAUAUUGCUGCUUUUUUGCAAUUUAUAUUUUGGGCAAAUUUGGCUGAUUUAUCAUGGAGAUUUCAACAAAGAAGAAAAACAGAACAAAAAUCCAGCAUAAACAUUUCAUUCGUCGAUAAAUUUAAACCAGCCAUAUUCGUUGGAUCUUAUUUAUCUGUAGGAUUUGGAAUUGGUGCUAUAAUGUUCCUUAUUCCUGCUAGGAGUGUGCUAACUAUUAGCAUAUUAAAAAAUGGAAAGAUGGCCAAGAUCAUAACAGGCAGGAAAUAUCAAUGGGGAAGAGAGAAAAAAAUUCCUGUGAAAAACCUAUAUAUAAGUCAGCCAGCUUGGAAUGGAAAAGGGAGUGCUAUAUUUCUCCGAAGUGAGAAUGAAAGAUUGGCUUAUAUGCUUGAGAGAUCCGGUAAUUUUGAAGAUCCUAAGAUAUUUGACUUACUAUUCUAUAAAAACAAAAGUAACAAAAAAGGUAAGUGA
Molecule: messenger RNA, 801 nt
Organism: Funneliformis geosporum
Lineage: Eukaryota; Fungi; Glomeromycota; Glomeromycetes; Glomerales; Glomeraceae
Source: the annotation of a GenBank genome assembly